AUGGAGACUCCGCCGUCAACUCCACUCCGCCGUAGAAUCUCCAUCGCCACACCAACACCUCUCAUCACCACCGACAUCCCUUUCGCAAUCGAAUCUUCCUCAACGCCAUCAUCGUCUUCUUUCGAUUUCGACCUCAUCUCCAUAAAACCACCUUCCUUCGUCGCCUACACAUCUCUCAGAGACAUCAUCUCCUCCUCUCCGAGUAACUCCUCCGUCAAGCUACCGUCCAUUAACGGCGCCAGCUCUCCCGUGUUAUCCGGAGAUAUCUCGAUCCGCGACCCGCUCGUUAAGCAAGCCGCUCGGUCUUAUCUACAGGCCACGGCGCAGACUUCGUCGGAGGAUUCGGCUGGUUGUGUGUGGCUCUACGUCGCUGCUGGUGUGGAGUUGUUGAGACGUGUGUUUGGUUGGAUUCUACAAUCAGUUUGUGUUCCUCGGAUUGUUAAAUAG
This is a messenger RNA of Eruca vesicaria subsp. sativa (arugula), 447 nucleotides long. Lineage: Eukaryota; Viridiplantae; Streptophyta; Magnoliopsida; Brassicales; Brassicaceae. The record is from the annotation of a GenBank genome assembly.